CGCCGCCUACUUUUUUUUUAGAACCGUGGAACGGCUGAUGUGGGCUUCGCCUUUACGGCGCCUUCUCGUAGCGGUCCCGUAGAGGCCCCCUUCCAUGUGCACCCCGAUGUUUGGUGCCCCGUGGACGAGAAAUCGACACGCCAUGUUUUCUCCGAGGACCACAGCGCUCGUCGCAGUGCCGAUUCUGGCAGUGCUUCACGUAGCAUCCGCUUUCUACCUCCCCGGCCUUGCCCCCGUCAACUACUGCAAGCCAGGCUCGACAACCAAGCAGUGCCAAACAAGGAUCGACCUGUUCGUGAACAGGCUAGACUCUGACGAGUCUGUCAUCCCGUACGAGUACCAACACUUCGACUUCUGCACGACCAAUGGGACGACGUCGCCAGCAGAGAACCUUGGCCAAGUGGUAUUCGGCGAGAGGAUUCGGCUGUCGCCUUAUGUGAUUGACUUUAUGGUGAACAAGACAUGUGCCAAGCUGUGCACACGUCAGUACGGUCCAAACAUUGCUGGUUCGUCGGCCCGCCUAGACCAGCUUCGCAAGGGAAUGAUGAAACAGUACCGGCACCACUGGAUUGUGGACAACAUGCCGGUCACCUGGUGCUACCUGAUCGACACCGAUAAGCAGUACUGCUCCAUGGGCUUCCCCAUGGGAUGCUUCACCUACCGCAACAGCCAGCCCCGGGGCCUCUGCAGUGUCACGUCCGAGUUCUCCAAGCCGGAAACGUUCUACCUGUUCAACCACGUAGACCUAACCAUUUCGUACCACAAGAGUGAGAAGGAGUCCUGGGGAAGUUCUUUCAUCGAGGAAGGAGGGCGCAUCAUCUCCGUCAAGGUGCAGCCUCGGAGCAUCAAGCACAAGGACGACAAGACGCCGACAUGCGACACGGGCGAGCACCUGACCCUUGGCCUCAAAGACAACGGCCCCUUGAGCAUCACAUACACCUACAGCGUGACCUUCGUGAGGAACGACCACGUGCGCUGGUCAUCCAGAUGGGACUACAUCCUCGAGUCUCUGCCGCAGACCAACAUCCAGUGGUUCAGCAUCAUGAACAGCCUGAUCAUAGUGCUUUUCCUGACCGGCAUGGUGGCCAUGAUCCUGCUCAGGACACUCCACAAGGACAUAGCUCGCUACAACCAGAUGGACUCUGGGGACGAUGCCCAGGAGGAGUUUGGGUGGAAGUUAGUGCACGGCGACGUCUUCCGCACUCCCCGCAGGGGCAUGCUGCUCUCGGUGUUCCUUGGCAGCGGCACACAGAUCUUCUUCAUGACCUUCAUCACCCUGCUUUUUGCCUGCCUGGGCUUUCUGUCACCAGCCAAUCGUGGGGCUCUCAUGACCUGUGCCAUGGUCCUGUUUGUGUGCCUUGGAACACCAGCUGGAUAUGUCUCAGCUAGGAUCUACAAGUCCUUUGGCGGGGAGCAGUGGAAGCUGAAUGUGCUGCUGACGGCGCUGGUGUGCCCGGGCAUCGUGUUCAGCCUGUUCUUUGCGCUGAACCUGCUGCUUUGGGCCAAGGAGAGCUCGGCCGCCGUGCCCUUCACCACACUGCUGGCGCUGCUGGCCCUGUGGUUUGGCAUCUCGCUCCCACUCACCUUCGUGGGUGCCUACUUUGGCUUCAAGCGCAGGAUGCUGGAGAACCCCGUGCGGACCAACCAGAUCCCCCGCCAGAUCCCAGAGCAGUCCCUGUACACCCAGGUGGUGCCAGCCAUCUUCAUGGGUGGCAUUCUCCCCUUUGGAUGCAUUUUCAUCCAGCUUUUCUUCAUCCUCAACUCCAUCUGGUCUAGCCAGAUGUACUACAUGUUUGGAUUCCUUUUCCUGGUCUUCAUUAUCCUGAUCAUCACCUGCUCGGAGACCACCAUACUGCUCUGCUACUUCCACCUGUGUUCUGAGGACUAUCACUGGUGGUGGCGAUCCUUCCUGACCAGUGGCUGUACGGCAUUCUACCUGUUUGUCUACUGUGUCCACUACUUCACGCGACUCAGCAUCACGGGCGUGGCCUCGACCUUCCUCUAUUUUGGAUACACCCUCAUCAUUGUGUUCCUCUUCUUCCUCCUCACCGGCACUGUGGGCUUCUUCUCCUGCUUCUGGUUCGUGCGCAAGAUCUACAGUGUCGUCAAGGUCGACUGAGCAACGGGCAGCAGUGGGACAAGAUGUCCAUCACGCACCAUCAGUGUCAGGUGGUUGUCGUGGCUGGCCGAGCGCUCUUGCGUGGGACGCAAAAAUGAGACUUUGGUUUGUGGCGGCAGCUUGCCGCGUACGUCUGCCCGUCUGUCUCCAGACAGGUGCAGACGACAACUUCUGUGAGGCAAUGGCCAAACUGUCUUGCCAAGCCUGUCGCGUUGUUCCCUGGCAGGUGUUGUGCCCGAGGAGUGAACCACCAAAAGAACCCACUCUGGAGGAAGGGAGAGAGAGCCACUAUCGCACUUGUGCCAGCGUGGCAUUCUCAUGUGUAGUCUUGUCCAUUCUUGUUGCUUUGUAGUAGUACUGAGAAGUGUUUUUACUUCAUUUUGUUGUGUGUUUGUUUCGCGUAGCGUGCAAUGCCUCCCCCCCUCUCCCCCAGCCUGCCUUUGUUUAUUUCGCUUCAAAAAAAGUUUAUGUUGCAACUUGU
Messenger RNA from Dermacentor andersoni, 2600 nucleotides. It is a transcript of the gene TM9SF2, whose product is annotated as transmembrane 9 superfamily protein member 2. NCBI's taxonomy places the organism in Eukaryota, Metazoa, Arthropoda, Arachnida, Ixodida, Ixodidae. Gene Ontology annotation, biological process: protein localization to membrane. Gene Ontology annotation, cellular component: membrane. The record is from RefSeq and is a predicted model, not a curated record.